Aspergillus candidus is the source of this 981-nucleotide messenger RNA. RefSeq names its product NAD(P)-binding protein. Lineage: Eukaryota; Fungi; Ascomycota; Eurotiomycetes; Eurotiales; Aspergillaceae. The coding region runs from base 1 to 981 and encodes 326 amino acids. The record is from RefSeq and is a predicted model, not a curated record. The transcript has a single exon.
AUGACUUUCAACCCCCAGCUCGACAUCCCCGCCCUCACGGACAAAGUCAUCCUCGUAACAGGUGCCACCGAAGGCCUAGGCAAGCAAACCAUCCUAGACCUCGCCCAACACCAUCCCGCGAAGAUCUACCUCGCCGCGCGCUCCCGCCCGAAAGCCGAAGCAGCCCUAAAAGAUAUCCAAACCAAAGCCGGACCCAACUGCGCGCCCAUCGCCCUCCUCGAUCUCGACCUCGCCUCCCUGGACUCCGUCGCCCGCGCCGCAGAGAAAAUCAAAGCGCAGGAGUCACGGCUCGACAUUCUCAUCGCCAAUGCGGGUGUUCUAGGCGCAAAAGGCGCCACUAAGGACGGGUACGAGAUCCAGUUUGGCGUGAAUCACCUUGGGCAUGCGCUGCUUAUCCGGCUUCUACUACCACUUUUAAUGCGCACUGCGCAGCGCGAUGACGUGGCGGUAGGUGAGACGCGCGUGGUGAUCGUUGGCUCCCUCGCGGAGAAACUCGCUGCUCCUGCAGAUGUGAUCUACCCAUUUGCGGAGCUGGAGCGCGGCGAAGCGCCGCCGAUGAUGGGCAUGAUGGCGAGGUAUGGGUUGAGCAAGCUGGCAAAUGUGCAUUAUGCGGCGCAGCUGGCGCGGCAUUACCCUGAGGGGGAGUCUGGGGUGAGGUUCGUGGCGCUGCAUCCUGGGGCUGUGAGGACGAAUCUUGGGGAGAUGCUGAAGACGUGGCCGAGGGUGCAGAGCGCGCUGCGCGGGUUGGUGGGCAUGUUUUUUGGGCUGGUUCCUGUGGAAGAGGGCGUUUUGGGACAGCUUUGGGCGGCGACUUGGCCGGUUGGGAGGGUGGAUGGGAUCGGUGAGCCUCGGUCUGGGGUGUUUUAUCAUCCUGUUGGGGUAGAGGGGGGAGGGACUCCGUUGGCUUAUGAUGAGGGGAAGGCGGGGGAGUUGUGGGAGUGGACGGAGAACGUCUUGAGGGGGCAUUUGGAGGGUGCAUAG